Molecule: messenger RNA, 1321 nt
Organism: Stegodyphus dumicola
Lineage: Eukaryota; Metazoa; Arthropoda; Arachnida; Araneae; Eresidae
Source: RefSeq, a predicted model, not a curated record
AAUAAUCCGGCUUGGCGCACAUUGGCGUUGUUCUCUGAUAGUGCAGCGUGCGGCAGUUCCACAAGCAACAACUGCUGACCAACUUGCACGUGGAAAUACUUCCAAAGACCGGUGGAGCUUUUUGAAGACCUUAGAACGGGAGAGAUCAUGACAGGUGGCGUGGGAAAUCCUGGCAACGGCCAUUGUGAGAAGAUCAGAGAUUUUAAUCACGUUCUAGUCACCGGAGGAGCGGGUUACAUAGGCUCCGUGCUUGUGCCUUUGUUGCUCAAGGAAGGUUUGGAGGUGACUGUCUACGAUACAUUUCGCUUUGGCAUUGCUCCCCUUCUAUCCCACAUUCACGACAAAAAUCUACAUUUUGUGAAGGGAGACAUACUUGACGAAGGACUGCUGUCGCAGAAGUUGAAGAAUGUAGACGCUGUUGUCCAUCUUGCAGCCAUUGUCGGAUAUCCAGCCUGUGAGAAGGAUCCCGAUCUCGCACGCAAAGUGAACGAGGAAGGUACCAGGAACGUUGUCAACUGCUUGCAUAAUCACCAGAAGAUAGUUUAUUCUUCGACAGGAUCGUGCUACGGAGCCGUGAAAGACAUUUGUCAUGAGGAGACAUCUCUUUCGCCAUUGACUCUCUACGGCGAAACCAAAGCGGAGGCCGAAAGAACGGUGUUGGAUUAUGGUGGUGUGUCUCUGCGACUUGCCACUUUGUUCGGCGUCUCACCACGCAUGCGCCUCGAUCUUUUGGUCAAUGAUCUCACUAUGGAAGCUCUGACAAAGAAGAAAUUCAACGUGUACCAAGAUGAAUUUCAAAGAACUUUUCUUCACGUUAGAGAUGCGGCCCUAGCUUUCCUUCUUGCUUUAGACAAUUACGCCAGCAUGAAAGGUGCCGCUUUCAACGUUGGGGAUGAAUCUAUGAAUAUGACGAAACUCGAUGUGGCCAAGAAGAUUCAGAGUCGUGUCCCUGGAUGUAAAAUAAUUCCAGGUACAGGCGAAGACAAAGACCAAAGAAACUAUAAGGUCUCCUAUGCAAAAAUUAAGAAGUUAAAUUUCAAAUCAAGGAUCACAAUGGACGAAGGGAUAUCUGAGUUGGUCAACAUCUUACCUCUUAUGACUUUGGAAGAAGUAAAGGCCAGCAGGAAUGUUUGACAUCUCUUCUAGAACUGGUUUUAGGAUCUAAAUAAUUGUUUUUGGAAGUUUCCUUUGUAAUUGCUUCGAAAGAAAUGAAAAAGUGGAAUUACUUUUGCAUUCAAUAGCAAAAUUUUAUCUGGACAUUCUGAAUUCUUUUUAGUGCAGUAUUAAAAUGGACUUUUAAUAAAAAUCAUUAAAAACUUGA